CCACUGAUGAGGGGCGGUGGCCCCCCAGAGCAGCUCAGCUUUCCGGGUUCUCUGACUCCAUAAAGUAGGGUUCAGACGGGGCCUGUGAAGCUGUCAGCAUGGCUGCCUGUAUUCUCCUGCUCCUUGCCUUGGUGCUCCUGGCCGGCCCAGGCCCGGCCCUCUCCCUUCUGGCUCCUGAGAGCUGCGGCCUCGGCCCUGCCUUCUGGUGCCAGGACCUGGCGACAGCCCAGCUGUGUGCCGCAGAGGAGCUCUGCCAGGGCCUGGCCCAGGAGGGCCCCCAGGGUGACUCGCUGACCCCCCGAGAGGGGCUGGGCGGCAGCUGUUGGGUGUGUAAGAGGAUAAUCCAGAAGCUGGAGAACCUGGUGGGAGAGGAGCCCAGCCAGGAAACCAUUACCCAGGCCGCGUCCCAGGUGUGCAACAAGAUGAAGGGGCUGAAAGGCCUCUGCAAGAAGAUUCUGAAGACGUUUCUGCGUCGCAUCUCCCAGGAUAUCAUGGAAGGCAAAGGCGCCAGGGACGUCUGUGUGGACCUGAAGAUGUGCAGACCCCGGGCAGGUCUCCUCUGAGCCUCCGGGGGCCUCGGACCGUGCCCUCCUGGGGAAGGAAGCGUGGAGGGCUGGCUCCUGUCCUCAGAUCCUGGGCACUCCAUUCACCUCCGCUGGCAUCCCCUCCCUUAGUCCAUAUUUGCCCUCCGCUGUCCUCACCUGGCUCCCUCCACCACCUUCUCCUCGCAGGGAAAUAAAUGUUCGUGCCAGUUGUCAGCUGCAGCCUCUUUUCUUUGGCAGAUCUGAGGCGAGGAGGGUGGGGGCAGGCUGGGACGAGUCACGCAACCAUCAAUAAAUGUUUGUUGAGA
This is a messenger RNA of Choloepus didactylus (southern two-toed sloth), 850 nucleotides long. It is a transcript of the gene GNLY, whose product is annotated as granulysin. Bases 99 to 563 code for a protein of 154 amino acids. Lineage: Eukaryota; Metazoa; Chordata; Mammalia; Pilosa; Megalonychidae. Gene Ontology annotation, cellular component: cytolytic granule. Gene Ontology annotation, biological process: defense response to bacterium; lipid metabolic process; antimicrobial humoral immune response mediated by antimicrobial peptide. The transcript has 5 exons. The record is from RefSeq and is a predicted model, not a curated record.